This is a messenger RNA of Solanum tuberosum (potato), 1067 nucleotides long. Its product is annotated as protein RER1B. The transcript is spliced from 4 exons. Gene Ontology annotation, biological process: protein retention in ER lumen; retrograde vesicle-mediated transport, Golgi to endoplasmic reticulum. Gene Ontology annotation, cellular component: Golgi membrane. Lineage: Eukaryota; Viridiplantae; Streptophyta; Magnoliopsida; Solanales; Solanaceae. The coding region runs from base 176 to 760 and encodes 194 amino acids. The record is from RefSeq and is a predicted model, not a curated record.
AAUGAGAAAUAGCAGAAAGGGGAGAAUUGUCAAUUGAAAAAGAAAAAGAGAUAGAAAUUUCUUCACUCGUCGGUAGCCAUUAAGAGCCACAGAUCCGAUCUUAUUUUUCUCUUCCCUCUCUAUUCAACACUCUAAAUCUCUUCACUAAGUGAAAGGAUUGUGAAGUUGAGUUUCUAUGGAGGGUGUUGGAGGUGAUGGUGCCUCAGCGGCUACAGCAUUGAACCAGCGGAGGCAUGAACUUUCGAAACUUUUCCAAUACUAUUUAGAUAAAACUACUCCUCAUUCUACAUAUAGGUGGAUUGGAACUUUUGUCUUAGCAUUGCUUUAUGCUCUGCGGGUUUAUUAUGUUCAAGGAUUCUAUGUUGUUACCUAUGGCUUGGGCAUCUACAUUCUUAAUUUGCUGAUUGGUUUCCUGUCACCUCUUGUUGACCCUGAGCUGGAACCUUCGGAUGGACCUAUGUUGCCAACUAAAGGUUCAGAUGAAUUCAAGCCUUUCAUACGUCGCCUCCCAGAGUUCAAGUUCUGGUAUGCCAUAACAAAGGCUUUCUGUGUGGCAUUUGUCAUGACUUUCUUCUCCCUAUUUGAUGUUCCUGUGUUCUGGCCUAUAUUGUUGUGCUACUGGAUUGUUCUGUUCGUCCUUACCAUGAGGCGACAAAUUACACACAUGAUUAAAUACAGAUACAUUCCUUUCAACCUUGGAAAGCAGAAAUAUUCCGGGAAAAGGCCAUCAGCAAGUGGCAGCAGCUCAAGAGCCGACUGAGCUUUUGGCAGAUUUGACCAAACGGAGAAAGUGUAGUAGGAAAAAACAGAAAACAAGAUGGAUUGCUGCAUAUUUUAGUUAAAAUGUGAUUUGUACUUGCAUUAAUCUCUGACACGAAAAACGGGGAAACAAAUGUAGUAGUUUGUUAGCGUUCUUUAAUUGUUUUCUUUUCCAGUUUUCUGAUCAUCUCUGGUAGUCAUAUAAAUCUAAUUUUGGGACGUAUAGAGCCAGAGUUAUUGCAUUGUUUGUGAAAGAAGCUUCGUAUAUGGAGGUUGGAGCAGGGUCUUUUGUAGUUACUGGCAGUGAA